CCGCGGAGCCCCACCCGGCUCACUCUGCUGCGGACGGGACAGAGCUCAGACAGCUUGCUCUGCGCUCCCCGGGUCCCUGGUAAGCUCUCCACCCUGUAGUCUCCUUGGGUGACCCAGUAGGAUCGAAGUCACCAUGUUCAGCUGGCUGAAGAAGGGCGGGGCUCGGGGCCAGCGACAUGAGGCCAUCCGCACUGUGACCUCUUCCCUCAAGGAGUUGUACCGCACAAAACUUUUGCCCCUGGAGGAACACUACCGUUUCGGGGCUUUCCAUUCACCGGCCCUCGAAGAUGCUGACUUCGAUGGCAAACCCAUGGUGCUGGUGGCUGGUCAGUAUAGCACUGGCAAAACCAGCUUCAUCCAGUACCUUCUGGAGCAGGAGGUUCCUGGCUCUCGUGUGGGUCCAGAGCCCACCACCGAUUGCUUCGUGGCUGUCAUGCAUGGCGAGACAGAGGGCACUGUGCCGGGCAAUGCUCUCGUUGUGGACCCAGAGAAGCCCUUCCGCAAGCUCAAUCCUUUCGGAAACACUUUCCUCAACAGGUUUAUGUGUGCCCAACUCCCCAACCAGGUCCUGGAGAGCAUCAGCAUCAUCGACACACCGGGCAUCCUGUCAGGUGCCAAACAGAGAGUGAGCCGCGGAUACGACUUCCCAGCCGUCCUGCGCUGGUUUGCCGAGCGCGUGGACCUCAUCAUCCUGCUCUUCGACGCCCACAAGCUGGAAAUUUCCGAUGAGUUCUCAGAGGCCAUCGAUGCCUUGCGUGGACACGAGGACAAGAUCCGCGUGGUACUCAACAAGGCGGACAUGGUGGAGACGCAGCAGCUGAUGCGUGUCUACGGAGCACUCAUGUGGGCGCUGGGCAAGGUGGUGGGCACGCCCGAGGUCCUGCGCGUCUACAUCGGCUCCUUCUGGUCCCAGCCGCUCCUUGUGCCAGACAACAGGCAUCUCUUCGAGCUGGAGGAACAGGACCUCUUCCGUGACAUCCAAGGUCUACCGCGCCAUGCGGCAUUGCGCAAGCUCAACGACCUAGUGAAGAGGGCGCGGCUAGUGCGGGUGCAUGCUUAUAUCAUCAGCUACCUGAAGAAAGAGAUGCCCUCGGUGUUCGGGAAGGAAAACAAGAAGAAGCAGCUGAUCCUCAAGCUGCCUGUCAUCUUUGCCAAGAUCCAGCUAGAGCACCACAUCUCCCCUGGGGAUUUCCCUGACUGCCAGAAGAUGCAGGAGCUGUUGAUGGCACAUGACUUCACUAAGUUCCACUCCUUGAAGCCGAAGCUGCUGGAGGCUCUGGAUGAGAUGCUGACACAUGACAUUGCUAAGCUUAUGCCGCUGCUUCGGCAAGAGGAGCUGGAGAGUGUGGAGGUUGGCGUGCAGGGUGGUGCAUUUGAGGGCACCCACAUGGGCCCCUUCGUGGAGCGGGGCCCUGACGAGGCACUGGAGGAUGGCGAGGAGGGCUCAGAAGAUGAUGCCGAAUGGGUGGUGACCAAGGACAAGUCCAAAUACGACGAAAUCUUCUAUAACUUGGCACCUGCCGAUGGCAAGCUGAGUGGUUCCAAGGCCAAAACCUGGAUGGUAGGCACCAAGCUUCCCAACUCUGUGUUGGGGCGGAUCUGGAAGCUGAGCGAUGUUGACCGAGAUGGCAUGCUGGAUGAUGAGGAGUUCGCCCUGGCCAGCCAUCUCAUCGAGGCCAAGCUCGAGGGCCACGGGCUGCCCACCAACCUGCCCCGCCGCCUUGUGCCACCUUCCAAGCGACGCCAGAAGGGCUCUGCUGAGUGAGACAGCUGUGAUUGAUGGUCCUCCCUCCCACUCUGCCCUGCUGUGGCUCCCCAGCUCCAGUUGCCUACACGGCUACACGCAGAUCCCUGCUCUGGCCCACUCACCCUCUCUGCCCACCCUUCCUGGCUGUAAGGACUUGAGGGGGGCUACUCCCCCAUACCAGACAUUCAGUCAAAGCACUUAUAGAGGACCAGGGGUAGUGACAAACCUUCUCUGUCCCAUCUUUCACACCUCCACCCUCACAUACACAAGGGCCUAUCAUACAGAAACACACAGACAUCCAUCUAUCAUUCAUAUAGAGACUUUUUUCCUUUUAUUAUUAUUUUUAAACAAUGUCUCAGAUAGCCCAGGAUACCCCUGAACUUCCUAUGUAGCUGAGGAUGGCCUGGAUAUUUCAUCUUCCUGGUCUAUGCAGUGCUGGGGUGUGAACACAGGGUCUCCUGCAAGCUAGGCAAGCGCUCUGUCAACUGAGGUAUGUCUGCAGCCCCAUCGGAUAUUUAUUGAGCACUGACUGUAUGCCGGGCUCUGGUGGAACAGACUCUCAGGAGUGUGACAUCUUCAUAGUCACACAAACACUGAUACCAGCAAGACCCCUUGUCCCUUUUUUUUUUUUUUUUUUUUUGGUUUUUCGAGACAGGGUUUCUCUGUGGUUUUGGAGCCUGUCCUGGAACUAGCUCUUGUAGAACAGGCUGGUCUCGAACUCACAGAGAUCCACCUGUCUCUGCCUCCCGAGUGCUGGGAUUAAAGGCGUGCGCGUGCGCCACCACCGCCCGGCUCCCUUGUCCCUUUUUAUAGGUAAGCAGCUCCUUUUACUCAGCCUUGCUAGAGCUCCCUACUCCAUUAUGUCUUCAGGUCUUGGGACCAUUGGGGGCUCAGAGGGAGACACCUGACCUCCUCCUUCCUUAUAUGUACCCAUUUCUGUCACUUUCUUCCCACAAACCUUGAACUCUGAACACACCCUUUUCACAAAGAUUCUGCAGCAGAUUAAAAACAACUUCCCAGCUCCUUCAAGGAUGGUUUGCAUCCUCUGCCCGGUGCCCCCAGCAUCCCCAGCAUGUGCCCAGUGCUGGGGACCCCAGUAGCGGGUCCCUCUUUCCACCUUCAGGUCAUAUUCAAAUAGAGUCCCUACCAAAGACAGAGGUCCCAGGGGUGACAGGCACUUCACUGAAGCCAGAGUUUUCACGGAUAUUCUGGGGGAUUGGGAAUUCUUGGUGCUAUAGCCUUUUCUCCUCCUUAAAGGGAUCCCCAUGCCUGUCUUCAACACCCCUGGUGGGGGACAUCAUGGAGAAGAUGGGGGCAGCUGGAAGGGGCUGGGAACCCAAGAGUGUCCCCCACAGGGCCAAUAAAGCCAAGACUGCUGCUUGU
This is a messenger RNA of Alexandromys fortis (reed vole), 3130 nucleotides long. It is a transcript of the gene Ehd2, whose product is annotated as EH domain containing 2. Gene Ontology annotation, biological process: endosomal transport; endocytosis. Lineage: Eukaryota; Metazoa; Chordata; Mammalia; Rodentia; Cricetidae. The coding region runs from base 134 to 1765 and encodes 543 amino acids. The transcript is spliced from 6 exons. Gene Ontology annotation, molecular function: GTP binding; protein binding; calcium ion binding. Gene Ontology annotation, cellular component: cytoplasm; plasma membrane. The record is from RefSeq and is a predicted model, not a curated record.